Messenger RNA from Epithele typhae, 1725 nucleotides. RefSeq names its product cyclin-domain-containing protein. Gene Ontology annotation, biological process: regulation of cyclin-dependent protein serine/threonine kinase activity. Lineage: Eukaryota; Fungi; Basidiomycota; Agaricomycetes; Polyporales; Epitheliaceae. Gene Ontology annotation, molecular function: cyclin-dependent protein serine/threonine kinase regulator activity; protein kinase binding. Gene Ontology annotation, cellular component: nucleus; cyclin-dependent protein kinase holoenzyme complex. The transcript has 5 exons. The record is from RefSeq and is a predicted model, not a curated record. Bases 1 to 1725 code for a protein of 574 amino acids.
AUGCUGCCGUCUUAUUACGCCCCCGUCCUCCCUCCCUCCCCAGACCCGUCUCCAAUGUCCACCGCCGCCCUCCCCCUCCCCGUCGACCUCCUCCACUCAUGGCACUCAUGGCGCCACACAAAGCAAGACGCUCCCCUCACCCCUCCGCUUUCCACCGCGCCUCAAAGACGCGUCCUCCAUACACAUACCGUCCUCCCUCCAAUAUCCUAUUUUGACCGCGAUAUCUCGCGCCGUUCACCAGAGCUCCCCGAGGAUCCCUUCGCGCCGCCUUCCUACUCUCUCGACUGGUUCGGCAGUGACUCGCACCGCUCCUCGCGUUUCAUCGCCGAGAAGACUACCUCCGCCUCUCCUUCAAAGCGCAACCGCGUAGCCGCCUCGCAGCAGACCGCUUUCUCGCCUCAUAGCAACUCCUCCACCGCGCUCCUUCAGUUCUCCGUCGCUCCCCCCUUUGUACGAUUCGUCCAAAAGGUACUGGAGACCACCCAAGUCAGCCAGUCCGUUAUCGUGCUCUCCCUAAACUACAUCUACCGCCUCAAAGCGCGUAAUCCCUUCACGUCUGGCCAGGCUGGCAGCGAGUACCGCGUAGCCAUCGCCGCACUCAUGCUUGCCAACAAGUUUGUGGAUGACAACACGUACACAAAUAAGACGUGGUCCGAGGUGUCCGGCAUCGAGCUGUCGGAGAUCAACCGCAUGGAGCGCGAGUUCCUUAUGGGUAUCGACUUCGACCUCUACGUGAACAAGCCGACGUACGAGUCGUGGCUCAACCUCCUCACCGGUCUUGUCAUGGCCAAGGAGAAGGACUCGAAGUACUGGCAGCGGUCGCGUUGCUCUGUCCGCGCAUCCCAUCUUGCCCGCCCACCCUGUCACAGACACGCUCAUUUGAACGCGUCACGUGCCUCGUCACACCGCGCCCGAUCGUCGUCUCCCCGCCGGGCCUCAGGCUGCCCCGUUGCUCCCCCUGCCUCCUAUCCCCACUCCCACCACCUCACCCCCCUCCCGCCACCGCCACCACGGACGGUCAUUCCCCAACCUGUCGCCCAGCCCGUUUCAUAUCCUUCGCCCGCCCGGCCCGAUAUCGCCCCCGGCAGCAAGCGCACUGCAUCCGCCGCAUUCUCUCCGACCUCGGCAUCCUUCUCCGCGACCCAGCAGCCUCCUGCGCAGGCCCCGCGGCGCAUGCAGGGUCUGUCGCUCGACAUUCCGCAGCCGAUGGCUCACUCGCGGGAGACGUCCGCUUCUCCGCUAGAGUCCCUGCAGUCGUUCUCCAAGCUGUCACUCGGAGCCUCUCCCGUCGAUGGCGCAAACUCGCAGGCAUGGGUCGCUGCUGUACGACCGGAGGAUUACCCGCGGACACUGCACCUGUACUUCUAUUCCCUCGCUGGCUCACCCAUGGAAUCUGAAGAGGAGCGGCGUACGCGCAAGGCGAGGCUCCGGUAUCACCAGGCGCCCCUCCGACCGCGGCGCCAUACCGCUACCCGCCCCAGAUGCCCAUGGUCGUGCAAUCGGCCUCGGCGAGCCCUUACGAGUCCAUUCCCAUGUCCACGCCCCGCAGCCGGUCUGCCCCCGUUCUCGGAGGUAUCGCAGGGUUGGUCACAGCCGAUGCAUGCCACGGAGACGACUCAGUUGCCUCCGAUCCACGUCGACCAGGACGGGAUGCAUGGUUGCUCGAUCCCGUCGGCCCCGUUUGCGAACGCAGGCCCGCCGGAGUUCACUUCUGUUCUACGUUAA